GUCGUCGCGAAUAUAGCCUAGACUACCUGGUCACUGUGUCCGAGUGAUUCGCUGUUCGGUGUAAGACGAGAAACGGUGCGCGGUAUCCGAUACCAGUGUGUCAGUGCAAUCGACUUCGUGCGAGUUUACCCAGCUGCAGAGGUGUUCCCCUCCUCUUCCUUCCCAACCCGAAUAUAGUAGUUCCUUGUCAAGUGACGACCAGCCACAUCUGGACACCAUGACCACGAAGAUGUACCAACGAACCAACGAUGUCGUCGUGAGCGCGACCCUCCUCCUGGUGCUCCUCUCGUUCACGUCCAUUCAAGCGUUCAAAACGAAUCUGCCAGUAGAAAUUCAGCCGGAUAAUCAGGUGGCAGUGAAAUUGGGCCAUAGCCAAACGAUCUUGUGCAAGGCUGCAGUUGCAUUGCAGGUCUGCCGAUUCACUAUACCCGGCGAGGAUAGCCUUGUCCUGACACCGGGGCAACCUUCGGAGGAUGGGAUCGAUUACUACGGCGAGGGCCUUGACAAGGGCCAGUGCGGCGUUACGAUAUCAAACAUUAAGGAGAGGCACGACGGCAAUGUCACCUGCUAUCUCACUCCUGGAAAGGGACGCUCCGAAAGCUACAAUAGCGUACGCAUGAUCGUUGCAAAGCAACCACUGCAUCCACAACUUCACCUAAAUAAAAACAAUGGAGCUUACAAAUCUGGGGAGAAAAUGGAGGUUAGCUGUGUAGCUGUGGAAGGAAGGCCACCCGCGAAUGUUUCACUUUAUUUAGAUAACGAACCCAUUGGAUUCGAUGAAAGACCGAUAAUAUAUGGACGACCAAUUGAGGAAACUCAGGCUAUAUUAAAUACAUCGAGAAGUGUAACGCCAAGUGAUAAUGGCAAAACAUUGCGUUGUGUCGCUGAUCAUAUUGCACUUCAGCAGCCUUUGGAAACAACGAGACAAAUUGAAGUUCACUUCCCACCACAGCCACAGCAGACGAUCGAGCGCUUUGGUUACGCAAUUGGCCGUCCCGGAAAAGUGAACGUGACGGUUCAGGCCAAUCCGAAGCCCAACUUUACAUGGAAAGUCGAUACUGUGAAGAUCAAUGCUGGAAUGCCCGAUGUGUCUGGCCGAUUGCAGACUUCCUCUCCUGUAGACUUGGGUCAUGGAUAUUGGAGUCUCGUUUUGAAUAUUGACAGCGUACAAAAGUCCGAUACAGACAAAGAAUAUAGUUUGGAAGCUCACAACAACGAAGGAUAUGCCGUAUAUAAAAUAAUUUUAUCAUCUUCUUCUGAGCCACCAGCAGGAGCUUUAGGUCGAUUCAAUCAAUUCUACGAUAAGCUCUCCGAACACAUGCACGCACUAGGAGUAGAUUUGGAUGCCGGAUCAAUAAUUGGAAUCGUUAUCGGAGUUUUGAUACUUAUCCUUUGUGUGUUCCUAGUAAUUUUUGCUCGCGCAACUGGACGCUGGUGUUUUGCAGGUGGAUCAAUUAAAAGAAAUAUUGGAGAGUCAGACUUUGCGGAACCGGUGGAGAGCGUUAAUCUACUUCGCUUCGUCAAACCAAAAACAGACGACGCCAGUCCGCGAAGAACGGACACCGAAAGUACUGGACAUUACUCAAGAAGUGAAGUAGAUAUAGGAAAAACUGGGGGACGGAUAAGACCGAAGAUCAGUCUUCCCCAACUUUUUAAGCGGAAGAAGGAUAAGGUGACCGGUACUGAUACCGAUACGGUACGAACAAUCGUGACAAUGGAUGAUGAGAAGCAGAUUUCAUCAGGCGAGAAGACCGCCGGAGCGUUGACAACUGGACACGAGGGAGGCAUCGUCUACGCGGAGCUCGACCUCGCCCACCAAAAUCAAAAGCAGCAGGGUGCGCCGCGUAGAUUAACCGAGGACAAGACCGAGUACGCUGAGAUUCUCUACACGAAGCCCGAAAACCAGGAACAUCCGUUGUCCGAGAAGUAAUUUUACUUCGAUUAAUAAAAUGCCGUCCGAAUUUACGUAUCCCUUAUUAAAAGCAAAACCAGAUAACCGCGAAUCAAUGCGAUUAGGACAAUGUGAUCAGUUUUCUUUCCUCGCUUAUGACUCCGACUCUUCUUUUCAUUGUUGUUCUCUCACUUUCUUCACAUUUUAUCAAGUGGAGAAAUCUGUUUAAUUUAAAUCUUAAAUCUGACUCCCGUUGAUAUAAUGCUAUAUAAAUAUUCUGUUUCUGCAUUAUACUAUCGAAAUAUUACUUUGGUCUAUUUGAUUUAAUCAUGUGCUGAUUUUUUACUAAUUUCAAUUAAACGGUAUACAUUAUAAUAAGGUACAAAUUCUGUAACAUAAGUUUUUAUACUUGCAAACAAAAUAACGUCGGUUAUACUGCUUUAUUUUAUAAACUAGUAUUUACGUGUAAUGCUCUGCAAAAUGAAAUGCGCGAAUUUAAAGGAAAUCAAGAUAUCAAUUAAAUAUAGUGUCAUAGAAUAUAAAUAAUGCACGAUAGAAACUAAUAUAUUUAACGCGGCAAAACAAGCUCAUUUUAUGCAUACAAAUAUAAUGAUGUUUAAGAUUUCAUUUAAAGCAAAAUAUAAGCAUGGUCGAUGACUGUCAUUAUUACAUUGUGUUAGCUGGGCAAACAAAUUAUUUUUAUUAAC
This is a messenger RNA of Ceratosolen solmsi marchali, 2598 nucleotides long. RefSeq names its product fasciclin 3 (gene Fas3). NCBI's taxonomy places the organism in Eukaryota, Metazoa, Arthropoda, Insecta, Hymenoptera, Agaonidae. The record is from RefSeq and is a predicted model, not a curated record. Bases 218 to 1930 code for a protein of 570 amino acids. The transcript is spliced from 12 exons.